Molecule: messenger RNA, 2443 nt
Organism: Rhinichthys klamathensis goyatoka
Lineage: Eukaryota; Metazoa; Chordata; Actinopteri; Cypriniformes; Leuciscidae
Gene: galcb
Product: galactosylceramidase b
Exons: 17
Coding region: 58-2061 (667 amino acids)
Biological process (GO): galactosylceramide catabolic process
Cellular component (GO): lysosome
Molecular function (GO): galactosylceramidase activity
Source: RefSeq, a predicted model, not a curated record
CGCCUAUCACGGAACCUGCAAGUCAGCUGAUUAUGUUGCAGGAACGCACGAGAUAGAAUGAACGUAGAAAAUCAGUUUUUUGUGUGUUUUAGUAUUUUUCUCUGUAUCAGUGUUUGUUUAGGCGAGGACUACGAUUUAGAUGAUAAAACUGGUUUAGGACGAUCGUUUGAUGGCAUUGGUGGUUUAAGCGGUGGUGGGGCAACCUCGCGUUUACUUGUCAAUUAUGCUGAACCAUAUCGGAGUCAGAUACUAGACUACCUAUUCAAGCCUAAAUUUGGAGCCUCAUUACAAAUACUGAAGGUUGAAAUUGGAGGCGAUGCUCAGACUACAGAUGGAACCGAGCCCUCACACAUGCACAAUGAAGACGAUGAGAAUUAUUUUAGAGGAUAUGAAUGGUGGCUUAUGAGGGAAGCUAAGAAGAGGAAUCCAAACAUCACCAUCAUAGGUCUGCCAUGGGCCUUUCCAGGAUGGGUUGGAAAUGGUGAAAACUGGCCUUAUGAUUUCCCUGAUAUCACUGCCUCUUAUGUGGUGUCAUGGAUUCGUGGGGCCAAGCAGUACCAUGACUUGGAUAUUGAUUAUGUCGGGAUAUGGAAUGAAAGACAUUUUAACAGUAAGUACAUAAAGCUUUUACGAUAUACACUGGAUAAAAGUGGUUUGGAGAGAGUUAAAAUCAUUGCCAGUGAUAACCUCUGGGAGCCGAUCACCUCUGUUAUGAUUGCUGACAGAGAGUUACAAGAUGCUGUUGAAGUCUUAGGGGUUCAUUACCCUGGAACCAACACUGUGCCCAAUGCCCUGAAGACGGGGAAAAAACUGUGGUCCUCUGAAGAUUACAGUACCUUUAAUGACAACGUUGGCGGAGGCUGCUGGGCCAGAAUACUCAACCAGAACUACGUCAAUGGCAAAAUGACAGCGACCAUAUCUUGGAACCUCCUUGCUAGUUAUUAUGAGGACCUUCCCUUUGGAAGGGAUGGACUAAUGACUGCAACGGCGCCAUGGAGUGGAAAUUAUGUUGUUGAGUCCCCUAUUUGGAUAACAGCCCACACUACCCAGUUUUCUGAGCCUGGCUGGACGUACCUGCAGACGGUGGGACACUUCACACAUGGUGGGAGUUAUGUUGCACUGACUGGUGAGAGAGGAAAUCUAACAAUAAUCACUGAAACUAUGACCCAUGACCACUCUGUGUGUAUAAGACCUCCUCUGCUUCCUUAUAAUGUCACGGUUCAGAAUGUAACAUUCCAUCUGAAAGGGACUUUUGCUUCGAUCAGUGAGCUGCAGGUGUGGCAUUCAAAGUUUGAUUUCAAGACAAACAAGACAGUCCUCUUCCAAAAUCUCAAGCCUAUUAAAGUAAUUGAGGGGUCUUUCAGCAUUGAGCUUGAUGUUGACGAGGUAUACACAUUUACUACUGUAACAAACGGUCAGAGAGGGAGUUACCCAGAUCCUCCACCCACCUCUCCCUUUCCUAAAAAAUACAAAGAUGAUUUUGAUGUCACUGGAAAUCCAUAUUUCUCAGAGGCUCCAAACUUUGCAGAUCAGACAGGGGUCUUCGAAUACUUCACGAACCUGACGGAUCCUGGACCUCAUGUUUUCACUCUGCGACAGGUGGUCACUCAGCGUCCGGUGACCUGGGUUGCAGAUGCUGAUCAGACAAUAAGUGUUAUUGGUGAUUAUAAAUGGCAUGACCUAAUGGUGUCAUGCGACGUGUACAUGGAGGCUGUGCACACUGGUGGAGUCUUCAUUGCUGUCAGAGUGGAUAAAGGUGGAGGAGUCAUUCGAAGUACAAAGGGAAUCUUUUUCUGGGUGUAUGCAGAUGGCACCUACAAAGUCACCAAUGACCUCAGUGGAAUGACAGUUCUUGCUGAGGGACUGUCUGGAACUAGAGCGCGUGUAUGGUAUACACUGACCCUUACAGUCAAGGGAAACUAUGCGUCAGCAGACCUCAAUGGCUAUGCCCUGUGGAAGAACGCAGUGCUCUGGGAGCCACGGCAUGGAUGGGCGGCCAUAGGCACUAGUUCUUUUGAACUUGCACAGUUUGAUAAUUUUGCUAUAGAGGCUAUAGCCUGAUCUUUUUUGGUUUGCCAUUGUUGUGACACUGUAAACAAGCAGACUGGAAACACACAUUUUCUUGUAUCUGACUAAUGUGAUUAUGAAGAGAUUUAAUGAGUUUUUUUCAUUUUUAAGGUUUCAGUUAUGCAGCCAUACCCAAUGUGUCUUAUUAAUAAUAAUAAUAAUAUAUUAUUUAUAAUUUAAACCACUUGUGUGAUUCAGAAUUUCUGAAAAUUAACAAUAUUGUGUCUACUAAGGAUCUUCCCCAUCUGCGGGUAAAUCAGAUGAUUCAUCAUCUAGCUUGACCAGAUAAUGACCACAAAUGACCAGCAUGAUCAAUCAUGCACAAUAUCAGUGCUUCAUUGUGAAUAUACCAAUAAAAUAUAACUAGAGCAUUUCA